AUGUUUAAAGGCGGCUCGGAGCAGAGUAACAGCACCGAGGAAAAAUUACGAGGACCGAGUACUAUCGGUGGCGGUGCUGCUGAAUGGCAGCGAGCACAAAAGGUGAACGGAGUGAGAAACGGCGGCGCGCUCCCAGAAAAAGAUGCCGCGAGCUGGUCAUUAACGAACAAGGGGCAAUAUAUUGACACAGAUUCGCGUUCCCCUUACGAGAACCGUAAAUAUCAGGAAUCGCGGCUGCCACGCGGACGGGAACACGUCCAAAAUAUAGAUCGCGAGAAACAGAUGGUUAUUAGCUCGGGGGACCUCCACGAAUCUUUCGUAGAACCUCUCGAAUGGAUCGAUGACUUCGACAAAGACGUAAGAGUGAGACUGGGUAGAAGUUUAAAGACCGUCGAACCACGUACGAUCACGUAUGCUCGUUCUAACACGAGUGAACGCGAAGAUCGGAUGAAAAGAUCGUCGACGACGAUCGACGAGGGGAAUUCGGUUCACGGUUCCAGCGAAAGUGAUCGAAUUUGGCGCGGCACAACCUUCAAAUCUGAACACUCUGAGAAUGGUGAUAACGCCAGAGUUAAGAGGGAAAUUAUGUUUCCUUACGACGCGUUUUACGACGAUAUCGAUCAGGAGCAUCGCGAUGAUUCUGAGAAAGAGGAAGAGAACAGCGAUCCUCGGCGUUUGAAUUCUUACGACGACGCGAAUAAUGCUCGUCAGAAAUUUUCCGACUUGGACGAGUACGUGGAAAAUUACGACUACUUGGAGGACGAGGAUGAUUACAACAAAGUUGCCAGAAGCGCAAACGCAAAGAAGAAGAAGAAGAAACACGGGAGUCCAAAGAGGCAGAAGAAAGCGAAGAGUAGAAAACGAAGGCAUCACAAGAAACACGCGAAAAAUUCGAAAUCGAAGAAUCACGAGCAUAAGAAACAUAAGAAACACGCGUCUAAAAGCACCAGUCAUCAUACUAACGUUAAAAAGAGUAAAGUCACUCAAAAUGAAUCUGCGAACGAAAGAAAGGGAGGUCGUAAUAAAGACGAAAAAGAAGAUGUAACGAAUGCAGACAACGAUGUCCAAACGAGAAGGAUUUCUUCGCUUUUAACAGCUGACAAUAUGGAAGAUGAAUCACAGAUGGAUUCAGCUCUUCAAGGCGAACUUGCUGGCAAGAUCGUGGAGCAAAUAUUCAAUCAGGUACAAAAGAACGAAGAUUUGAAAAUGUCCUUGGGUCCAGGACUUUAUCAGAAACACAAAACUAGAGACACUGUGGCUGCUGAGAAAUCGUAUCGUCAGGCUAUUAACGACGACGAAAUCAAACACACGGAAGAAUUGUUGAACAAAAUUAUGCUCCUCCUGAAUCGCCUGAUUUUUGACGAAGUACAGAGAAAGACUUGCAUCUCUCUGCCGCCGGAUUUGAUAGAAUUCUUAGACUGGAUGUUGGAGAUUAAUCCGCAAGAAACUUUAAUACAAGUAAUUAAAUCUCGAUGAAAACUUUCGAAAAUAUUCCACGAUUCAACUGUCUUUCAGCAACCAUCGUUGCCACUGAUAAACGAAGGAAAACCCGAAGAUCAUUUUCCACGAGACAAGUUCCUCUUCCAGAGCUUUCCGAACCAAGAAAUGCAGGCAGAAAUCAACGAGUUGUAUACGAAGAUUCGACUGAUCAAAAGUCUGAUAAAGGAGUACAAUACUCUGGGAGACAAAGACAAGGCGAAGAUUCAGUCGAUCCAAGAUUAUCUGGCGAGGCAGCUAGAUUUGUUGCUGGAGUACAUUGAAGCGAAAGAGGAGUCCGAAAAGAAAGGGAAAUGGUCGUCUCCAAUUGGAGGGAGCAGAGGUAAAGACGGGAGCAUUAUUCAGUAUCAAGUAGGAAUGAGUAACGCGAGUAACGGAAGUUAUUCGACGAGGCCAGCUACUUUUUCGCCUUUAAUGAAUGCCCCGAACCCCUUGAAACUGAGCAACGUAAACUUCCUCACGGAUCGAGUACUUUUACGGGAGAACGGUAUUGAUGUUUCUCAUAGAGGGCAGAGAAUAAUCCGGAGCCUGGACAAGCGUGCAAAGCGUAAUAAGAAGCAGAGAAAGCAUAAAAAGCGCAAAAGGAAACACGGUAAGCGUGACAAAGGUGCAAGUGCUAUUGAUCAGUCACGAGAUAAGGACACUGUGCACAAAGCUCCAGCGCUCCGACAAAAACGCGAAUACUUGGACAAAGCCUUUCGGGACUAUGACGAUUCAGGCUACGAGGAACCGUUAAUUUAUACUUCUAUGGAUAUGAGAAACGUGAAGUCGAAAGGAGACGGCGUCGGUACUCUGGAGAAAAGGGAUAACGUGGAAAAUAAAGGUGCAGAAAAUGGUCAUUCCUUGAAAGAGAAACAAGGUAACAUCCAGUCGCAGAUUGGAAGCAAUCUUAACGAAGAUUCCAAAAAGGAUUCGUCGGUAGAGGAAGAAGCUGUAACAGGAAAAAACAUGGUGGAGGACGAAGUAAUACUGCUGAACAAACGUCAAGCAUGGAAAAUGGAGAACGAGCAGCAAUUAGAGGAAGUAGCUUUCGGUGAAGACAUGAGGAAAGCGACGAACGAGAAGAAAUUGUUCGAGAAACUGACCGAAAUCGACAAGAAGAAGAACGAUUUAAAGGAGAAACACAGGGAAAAUCGUCGUGUCAAAGAUUCCUCUACGAACGGCCCAAACCAAAGUGAUAAUUUAUCAAGAGAAUGCUCGGGGCGAAGAUAA
Habropoda laboriosa is the source of this 2709-nucleotide messenger RNA. RefSeq lists its product as uncharacterized. The record is from RefSeq and is a predicted model, not a curated record. NCBI's taxonomy places the organism in Eukaryota, Metazoa, Arthropoda, Insecta, Hymenoptera, Apidae.